GCGGCGGCGGAGGCGGAGCGGAGCGGGCGAGGCAGUGCGGGCCGAGACCCGGCCGGCAGCCGCUCCGCCCCCCCCCCCCCGGGCCCCCGGGCCCCCCCCGCCCCCCCCGCGGGCAGGACAGGUGCAUGGCGUCCGGGGGAACGCGCUGAGCGGGUCGCGGCGCCGCGGGCGGCACCAUGGCCCUGGCGCUGGCGCUGCAGGCGGCGCGGCAGGGCGAACUGGAAGUGCUGAGGUCCCUGCACGCCGCCGGCCAGCUGAGACCCUCGCAGCGGGACCCGCUGGACGCGCUGCCGGUGCACCACGCUGCCCGCGCGGGCAAGCUGCACUGCCUGCGCUUCCUGGUGGAGGAGGCCGCCCUGCCCGCCACGGCCCGCGCGCGCAACGGAGCCACGCCGGCCCACGACGCCGCCGCCACCGGCCACCUCGCCUGCCUGCAGUGGCUGCUCUCGCAGGGCGGCUGCGGAGUGCAGGACAGAGACAAUUCUGGUGCCACAGUCCUGCACCUGGCCGCCCGCUUCGGCCACCCCGAGUUGGUGGAAUGGCUCCUGCGCCAUGGCGGUGGGGAGGCCACCGCGACCACAGACACAGGCGCCCUGGCCAUCCACUAUGCUGCCGCCAAAGGAGACUUCCCCUCCCUGAGGCUCCUCAUCGGGCACUAUCCUGAGGGAGUGAAUGCGCAAACCAAGAACGGUGCCACGCCCCUGUACCUGGCGUGCCAGGAGGGCCACCUGGAGGUGACGCAGUACCUGGUGCAGGAGUGCGGCGCGGACCCGCACGUGAGAGCCCAAGACGGCAUGACCCCGCUGCAUGCCGCGGCGCAGAUGGGCCACUGCCCGGUCAUCGUGUGGCUGGUGAGCUGCACCGACGUGAGCCUCUCGGAGCAGGACAAUGACGGCGCCACGGCCAUGCACUUCGCGGCCAGCCGCGGCCACGCCAAAGUGCUCAGCUGGCUCCUGCUGCACGGCGGCGAGAUCACGGCCGACCUGUGGGGCGGGACCCCUCUGCACGACGCCGCUGAAAACGGGGAGCUGGAGUGCUGCCAGAUCCUGGUAGUGAACGGCGCGGAGCUGGACGUCCGCGACCGUGACGGAUACACGGCGGCCGACCUCUCGGACUAUAAUGGCCACAGCCACUGCACCCGCUACCUGCGCACCGUGGAGAACCUGAGUGUGGAGCACCGCGUGCUGUCCCGGGAUCCGUCUGCCGAGCUGGAGACCAAACAGCCCGACUCGGGCAUGUCUUCACCCGAUACCACCGUGUCGGUCCAGCCGCUGAACUUUGACCUCAGCUCACCCACCAGCACCCUCUCCAACUACGACUCCUGCUCCUCCAGCCACUCCAGCAUCAAGGGCCGGCGCCCCCCACGUGGCCUUGCCAGCUCCAGAGCUGCAGACAUACAAAGCUACAUGGACAUGCUGAGCCCCGAGCUGGGCCGACCCCAGGGCAAGAUGGGGAGAACCACACCACCACCACCACCCAGCUUCCCUCCGCCGCCCCCACCCCCAAGCACCCAACUGCCCCCACCCCCACCAGGCUAUCCGGCUCCCAAGCCCCCUGUGGAGCCACAUGCCGCGGACAUCUACGUGCAGACCAAGAGCAAACUCCGCCAUGUGGAGAAGGAGGCCUUCAAGAAGGAGCUGAGCUCCCGCGACGGCCACAACGGGCUGCGGAGGCAGGACUCCAGCCGCAAGCCCCGCGCUUUCAGCAAGCAGCCCAGCACGGGGGACUACUACCGCCAGCUGGGCCGCUGUCCCGGGGAGCCGCUGGCCACACGCCUGGGCAUGGCGCACAGCGAGGAGGUGCGUGCCUGCCAGCCCGCGCCCGCCGGCCGCCCGGGACCCGGCCCGGCCGCCCGCUUCUCACUCGCCAGCCCCUCCGCUCCCCCGCAGGCGGCGCUGCUCCCCGGGAACCACGUGCAUAACGGCUGCGCCGCGGACCCCAAGGCGUCCAGGGAGCUGCCCCCGCCGCCCCCGCCGCCGCCGCCGCCGCCCCUGCCGGAGGCCCAUAGCUCGCCGCCGCCGGCUCCACCUCUGCCCUUCGAGGGCGCUGGCCCUGGCUGCGGGCAGCGUCGCUCCUCCUCGUCCACUGGCAGCACCAAGUCUUUCAACAUGAUGUCCCCGACGGGUGACAACUCGGAGCUACUGGCGGAGAUCAAGGCCGGCAAGAGUCUGAAGCCGACGCCGCAGAGCAAGGGGCUGACCACGGUGUUCUCGGGCAGCGGGCAGCCGAUCUCCCAGCCCGAAGCGCCGCUGCCGCAGGCGUCGCCCGCGCCGUCGCGGGCCCGCAGCCCCACCCCGCCGGCCGUGGGGCCCCAGCCGCUGCUCAACGGCAGCGUGGCGCCGGCGCCGCCCGCCACCCCGGCGCCAGGCGUGCAGCUCGAUGUGGAGGCGCUCAUCCCCACGCACGAUGAGCAGGGCCGGCCCAUCCCCGAGUGGAAGCGCCAGGUGAUGGUGCGCAAGCUGCAGCUGAAGAUGCAGGAGGAGGAGGAGCAGAGACGGAAGGAGGAAGAGGAGGAGGCCCGGCUGGCCAGCAUGCCUGCCUGGAGGCGAGACCUCCUGCGGAAGAAGCUAGAAGAGGAGAGGGAGCAGAAGCGGAAAGAGGAGGAGCGACAGAAGCAGGAGGAGUUGCAGCGAGAGAAAGAGCAGUCGGAGAAGCUGCGGACGCUGGGCUACGACGAGAGCAAGCUGGCGCCCUGGCAGCGACAGAUCAUCCUGAAGAAGGGGGACAUCGCUAAGUACUAGGUGCCGCCCUCCUGCUCGCAGCCUCGUGAGCUCUGGGGGCCCCAGUCUCCGCCCCGGCCUGCCCGGCUCCGGCGGAAAGGGCUGGGAGCCGCGCUGCCUUUCCCCUCCCGCGCUGGAACCUCUCCCUGACCCCGCUCCGGCCCCCGCAUGCCCAGCCCGGGGCGCCGCUGGAACGCACCCGCCGCCGUCGCCCAGGAAAAGUGCCCAAGCAAGCUGUUGACGCAAAAAGAUGCUGCUUAUUUGCAUGCCUAUUUACAUAUAUUUGCAUGUUCGGUGGAGGGUCGCGCAGAGUGCUCCCCAGCCCCGUGGGUGGCGACCUUGUUUUCCUGCGGGGCGCGCGCCCGGCCGCAGCCCCCUCCCCCGCACCCCGGAACCCACGCGGCGGGCGCAUCCUGGGCGGAGGCAGGCCCCGCGCUUGGGGAAGGGGUUUUCCUCCCGUCGUGACCCAGAUCUGCACCCGGCCCGCAUUUCCCAUCCCCGCCGAGGGUUUCCUCUCAGUCAUUUGUUUACCAGAAACGAUGAAACCGGCAACCUGCCCGUCGGGACCGAGUUGCCGCUCCGGGGGCCCAACCUCUGCCUCUCCCCUCCCCCUCCCCCUGGUGAAGUCCGCGCUCCCCUCCCCCCGGGUCCCACGAUUCCCAGACCCUUUCACGACGCUGGUGGCGUGAGUGCGAGGCAAGGGUCCCUGCGCUUGUGUCUCCACCUGCUUCCUCCCCGUCCCCGCCAUCCCGCACCCCCAUUAAAGCUCUCUCAGCCGCC
This is a messenger RNA of Panthera uncia (snow leopard), 3500 nucleotides long. RefSeq names its product espin (gene ESPN). The record is from RefSeq and is a predicted model, not a curated record. Bases 177 to 2741 code for a protein of 854 amino acids. The transcript has 13 exons. Gene Ontology annotation, cellular component: cytoplasm. Lineage: Eukaryota; Metazoa; Chordata; Mammalia; Carnivora; Felidae. Gene Ontology annotation, molecular function: actin filament binding. Gene Ontology annotation, biological process: actin filament bundle assembly.